CCUGAGGCCUCUCUCCUUUGUUUGCAGGUGGCUGCCUUUUUGCUGUGUCCUCAAGUGGUCCUCCCUUUGUGCAUGCACAUCCCUGGUGUCUCUGUGUGUCCCAGUUUCCCCUUCUUAUAAGGACACCAGUCAGAUCAGACUAGGGUCAACCCUAAGAGCCUCAUUUUAACUUUAUCAUAUCUUUAAAGACCUUAUUUCCAAUUACAGUCACAUUCUGAGGUACUAGGUGUUCAGACUUCCACAUAUGAAUUUCAAGGGAGAGGGGAACACUAUUCAGCCCAUGAGUGAUAAACCAGGAAGUUCUAGUCCUCAAAGCUGGCAUUUCAGAGGUGCUUUAUGGCAGACGGGAGUUUUAUACCUGUUUCCAUUUUUUUCAAACAAAAAUUAUGGCCAUGCUUUAAGAUAAAAAAGCUGAAAUGUUCUGGUUUUUCCUUUGUGUUUGUAUAAAAGGUAAGCCAGAAUAUCUCAACAGAAUUUGGUUCUCCUGGAAAUACUCCAUCGGAUCCCUUCUUUGUGAGAGGAUUCUGUUCAGUUCUUAACUUUAUGACACUCCAAUUUUCACAAAAUAUCUUCAGUUGUCCCUGGCUUUGUUCCUUAUAGACAGCUGCUCACUUAACUAUCAGUACAGACAGCUGCGCCAUGCAGUGCCAUGGGGAACAUAAUUGCAAGCCCAGGAUGCCUUUCAAGAUCUGUAUCAAGAGAUACCAUCAACAACGCUGCCUGCUGGCUAUGCAGCUCAUCCAUUCCUACAGGUCAUGGGCCCCUGAAACUGAAUUCAGGACUGUUCAGAGCAUUUUUUUUUCAAGGAAGAGGAUUCAUAGGUUACAUCUCAUUCCAAUUGUUUCCAUGGCUCCAAAAAGGUGAUGUGCUCUAAACAAACACAAGUCUUCCCCUUGACUAGAGCCACACAGAGCGGCACUGCACAUAGGCAGCCACCAUCAGCUGUUUUUAAGGGAUGUUUGGUGAAGCAGCUCUGCAGAUAAUCUUGUAUUUAAGGAAUAACGUUCUCAUCAACAUUUCCUAACAGUGUCUUCUCCUCUGGGUCCAUUAGAGGAGUUUCUCUCUUUGCAGUGCAUUCUCCUGAUGCUUGUCUUACUCUGUUAGAAACUGAAUCUCUAACAAAACAUAUUUCUCGUUUUCAAAUACCUAAAAAGUUUCUGACCGAAUUUGUGGCCAACCACUUGUAAAUGUACAGGAUUUCAUGACACCAAUUGUAUGCACUUAAAAAAAAAGCUUAAUGCCAAAUUACUUUCCUUUAUGUAAUCUCAUUUUCCUUAUUUUAAUUUAUUUUAUCUUCCUAUACCAUGUGUCUCUUUGUGAAGUGCUUUAAAUCAUAACUUCUGGGUAGGAGCUUUUGAUAUUUUCUCAAUUACUAUGGGUGUGUACAUGGUUCUAUGUGUGUGGGGAAAGAGUUAAAUGUGUCCCUUUUUUCGAGUGACAUGGAGCUUUUAUAAUAUCUUGUAUCCAACUUUUCCCUUUGCAAGAAGCAAAUUUAGUAGAGCCCACUAAAGAAACUUCAGCUUUUUGUGGAGGAAAGUUCUAGUCCCAAUACUUAAGUCACUUCUUGGAACAGCAGUAACUGCUCUUUUGCCUUUUCUCCUUAAAAGAAAACAGCCCUUUGAGGGAAGCACUGGGUGUUGUGUAAGAAGGAAGCCAUCGCAUACUGAAAUCUUCCAGAGAAAUCAUCUUAGACCCUUAACUCGGAACACAUGUACUGAAGGCAAGACCCAUGGGAAGCUAAGAACCCGCUCAAAGCAUCCAGACCACCCCUGGAGGGACGUGGUAGGGGGUGGCUAGAGGAACACUUCAAGGAAAGUUCAUUGCUAAAUUUGUUCCACGCAGGGAACUCAUUUUAGGGCAAGGAGGCAGCACCAUGGACAGUACCAAGUGUAGAGACGCGCUCGGGCGGAGAAAGGCGGCAGCACCAUGGACAGCGCCAACGCUGCGCGCUCAGAGCGGAGAGGCGGGGAGAGGCGGCCCUAUCAGCUGAUGCCUUACGUAGGCUGGAUCCCCAGUUUGAUAAGGCAGGUCUGGGUGGGCGCGCCAGCAUUCGCUCUCUGGAGCCGCAGCCCCAGACAGGGUGAGGAGGGGGAGGGGGAAUAGCAGAAGGCAGGUCCCAGAAAGCAGGUGCCUGCUCGGCUUGCCCAGCACGGAGUUGAGGCUGCAGCCCGCUGUCUGGAGAAAGGCAACGCGGCGAUAACUGCUCUGACGCACCAGCCCCUCUCCUGGCACCCACACGCUCCGGGGCCGCCCAGCUUCUCCCCGACUUGGGAGAUGCUCGGUUCUGGCCGACAAGACUGCUGUCUCGGCGAGGUGAAGAGCCUAGGCAUGUGACAGCUCAGGCGGACCCUGGCUACGAGACGCAGCCCCUGCUUCUGCUUUCCUAGCCUCUGAGGGCUUCAGACCUGGCGCGACUUGCACCCCAGCGCCCUCCCACCCGCUACACCAUCUCCCACGGAUGCUCACUGGCAGGAGGUUGGGGCCAGUUUCACGGGCACUCCCCAGAAACCCCGCCAGUGGUUAGAGGUUGCAAACAUCCGGAGUGGCUCUGGGCGCAGUGGCCACCUUACAUCUUUCUUAACGCCCCUUCGGCACGCACCCUGGGCCGGUCUCCUGACCCAGAGAUGGAUUUACCCGGGAACCUCACCUAUCCUUCCCUCUCCGCUCCCGCUCCUUUGGAAACCAACCGCAGCCUCGAGGCAGAAGACCCGCGCCCCAGCCCGCCUCUCCUCUCUGUCUUCGGCGUGCUUGUUCUGACCUUGAUGGGCUUUCUGGUAGCAGCGACAUUCGCCUGGAACCUGCUGGUGCUGGCGACCAUUCUCCGUGUGCGCACCUUCCAUCGCGUUCCGCACAACCUGGUGGCGUCCAUGGCCAUCUCGGACGUGCUGGUGGCAGCUCUGGUCAUGCCACUGAGCUUGGUGCAUGAGCUGUCGGGGCGCCGCUGGCAGCUGGGCCGGCGGCUGUGCCAACUGUGGAUCGCGUGCGACGUGCUCUGCUGCACGGCCAGCAUCUGGAAUGUGACGGCCAUCGCGCUGGACCGCUACUGGUCCAUCACCCGCCACCUGGAAUACACGCUGCGCACCCGUAAGCGCGUCUCCAACGUGAUGAUCGCCCUCACCUGGGCGCUCUCGGCAGUCAUCUCCCUGACCCCGCUGCUCUUCGGCUGGGGGGAAACCUACUCUGAGGGCAGCGAGGAGUGCCAGGUGAGCCGCGAGCCCUCCUACACAGUGUUCUCCACCGUGGGCGCCUUCUACCUGCCGUUCUGCGUGGUGCUCUUCGUAUACUGGAAGAUCUACAAGGCCGCCAAGUUCCGCGUGGGCUCCAGAAAGACCAACAGCGUCUCACCCUUAUCCGAGGCUGUGGAGGUGAAGGCCUCUGAUCAGCAGCCCGAGAUGGUGUUCACCGUCCGUCAUGCCACUGUCACCUUCCAGACCGAAGGGGACUCAUGGAGGGAACAGAAGGAGCAGAAAGCUGCCCUAAUGGUGGGCAUCCUCAUUGGGGUGUUUGUGCUCUGCUGGAUCCCCUUCUUCACCACGGAGCUCAUCAGCCCCCUCUUCUCCUGUGACAUCCCCGCCAUCUGGAAGAGCAUUUUCCUCUGGCUAGGCUACUCCAACUCCUUCUUCAACCCCCUGAUCUACACAGCUUUCAACAAGAACUACAACAGCGCCUUCAAGAACUUCUUUUCUAGGCAACACUGAGCAUAAGGCCCGGGAUAAGAAGGAGUUAUUCCCAUAACUCAGUGAAAUUUCCAGUUUAAUCUGUUCCCCGUCCCCACCCAGCAGCCACGUGGGAGAGACAAACCCUUAAAGCUAUCCAGGGUCUUCUGCAGAACUAACCAGCCUCACUUCCUCCUCCUAGGCAGGAAUGGGAGUCUCCAUGGGCAGUUUUGGUGACCUCAUUUAUCUACCGUUCCUCACUCUACACCUAAAAGCCACGGACUUUGCCUACAAAGUGCUCUUUCCUCUCCAAAACCCACUCCAGCAUGGUUAUCGUCCUUGUCCCAGAGAAGUCAACAAGGCAGAUGAGAGGGAGGAGAUGACCAAUAUGGGCAGGUUGAGAAUGGAUAGGAAAGAACGAACAAGAAGUCAUAAUGGAACAUCUGGGGCUGAGAAACCAUCAUUCCGGGUUUUCUAGAAUAGUCCACAUUCAAAUAUUUCAUUCUAUGGUCCUGGUAAGUACACCCUGAUACUUAUUGUGUAAGUCCCAAUAUUUGGCCACAAAAUAUUGUCUCCAAACAUAUUAAAGUACAAAACUAAGUUUGCAAAACCAGUAAAUAUUGGCUUUACGGUUUUAUUUAUGGCUAACAUACACACACACACACACACACACACACAAAACUACGGAGGGGGCAAAUGUUCCCAUUGGCAAGUUUAUUCUGAAAUGCAACCCAUCAGCUUGGAAAAAGGAACUAAAAGUCCCAUCAAAUGUCUCCUUCCCUUUUGAAGCAACUGUUCACAAACAAUAGAAAAAUCUGCUAGUUUCACGGAAUCUGUCAAGCUUGCUUAUUUGCUAUGAGUUUCGUUCGUAUGAAAUUUAUUCAAAUGUUGCUGCACCAGGAACUUUGUCCUUGGAUCCUGAGAUGGGAGGAAAAUAAUUAUCGUGAAGUUCUUGACUUCUUAAAGAUAGUUUCAUAACCAAGGACUAUGAAGGCACAUUCACCAAACACGUGCACUUUAAGGGGAUCGUUGGCUAAUUUGCUGAUUGCUACUUUUGUACAGGUAUGUGAACGCCUGCUAUGAGGCCAACGCUCAUGACUAAUGAGAAUGGCAGAAAUACGGUAAACCGUGGCCUCAGUCCUCUGCAAGUUGACACCUUUAUAUAAUUGGCGAGGCAAGACGGUUAAGUGAUGGUGCAGCCUUUACAUGAUCAUGUAACACCCAGGCCAUCACACAAACUUUCAAAAGAUCUUGGGUAAUAAAACUGCCUGUGGUCGGCUAUAUCCCUGAUUCUUUGAGUGCACAAAUUAAAAAGUUAUGCAUUAUAAUAAUCUUUGAAUUAUUAUAAUACAUGUAAUGUACCUGUAUUAUAUUGUAUAUAAUAAAUUAUAUCAAUUAAGAUUUCAAACAUAGGAGAAUUGCAUUCGAGUUCUUGGUUUGAAGUUUAGUCUCAUAUUUACUGCAAAGAUGGUCUUCAUUCAAAGCACGUGCACAGCUCGUGGUACUGGGACCACGGUGCUGAAGGCAGACGUCUCACCCAGGCACUGCAGCGAAUUCAUGGAGGAAUUUAUUUGGAAACGUCCUUAGAUUUUUCUUCUUUCUGUGUAUAUCACUUGAAGUGCCAAACCCACAAAUAUUUUAAAAUACAGACUGUUCACUUCCUCAAGUUACCUCCCAUACUAUUACUUGGAACCAAAGAGACCGCCCAGUGCAGCUGUAUCUCGUGUUGUACCAAGGAAGGUGCUUCUAGAACCUCGUGAAGCACCUCUGGCAGAGAAGGAGACACUCGGACAUGGGGAUCUGGAGGUAUGACAUCAGAAUCAAGGGUAAAGUUCUUAAACGUCCACUCUAUUGGAAAGUCCAUGUGCAAACUUUCGUUCUACUCCAAAAUUUCAGUGUUUGUCUUAUUAUUAAAAGAAAAAUUUAUUUCCUCUAAA
Equus caballus (horse) is the source of this 5593-nucleotide messenger RNA. It is a transcript of the gene HTR5A, whose product is annotated as 5-hydroxytryptamine receptor 5A. The record is from RefSeq and is a predicted model, not a curated record. Lineage: Eukaryota; Metazoa; Chordata; Mammalia; Perissodactyla; Equidae. Gene Ontology annotation, cellular component: dendrite; plasma membrane. Gene Ontology annotation, biological process: G protein-coupled receptor signaling pathway, coupled to cyclic nucleotide second messenger; chemical synaptic transmission; adenylate cyclase-inhibiting serotonin receptor signaling pathway. Gene Ontology annotation, molecular function: G protein-coupled serotonin receptor activity; neurotransmitter receptor activity; serotonin binding.